Molecule: messenger RNA, 3473 nt
Organism: Cavia porcellus (domestic guinea pig)
Lineage: Eukaryota; Metazoa; Chordata; Mammalia; Rodentia; Caviidae
Gene: Tssc4
Product: tumor suppressing subtransferable candidate 4
Exons: 3
Coding region: 2271-3233 (320 amino acids)
Source: RefSeq, a predicted model, not a curated record
AUACCUGCUUCAACUUUGACAUCACUUUUACCUCAGCUUUUGGACAUGCUUGUUCAGAGGCGGGAGUGGCCAUCCCGGGAAUUUGGUAGAUGUACUGGGGGUGGGACUGACUUUAAGACAUCCCCACUCCUUCUUCCCCAAGGGACACACAGUGAUGAAUGGAUGCACUGCGCCCUCUGGAACAUUUCAAAGUGUUUUCCCUGCUUGUCUAGGUGCUUGUAAAUGUUCCACUAAGCUGAGUGGCCCAGUGCCCAGGCCAUAUCUCAAAAGGACUGGCAGGGAAGAAAUUUACCUGCUGCCUGGGAGCCUGCCCAGCCCAUCAAAGUGAGGCUCUGAGACUAAGUGACUGCCUCAGCAAUCCCUCCCCCAUCACGGUUUUCCCUCUCAUCUCUUAAUCAUCGGGUUCUAUUGUCAUUCCCUUGUCUGCCCCUCACCCUCACCUCCUCUGCAGGGCAGGCUGCUUACCCCUAGGAGGGGAUGCAGGCACAUUUAAUUAGCUUCUAGAACAGGACCUGGCUGGGACUCCUAUCACCAGCUUCCAGCAGCCUCUGUGCAGCCUCAGUUUUCAAACUAAUCCCAGUCCUGCACUUGGGAAACUGCAGGGUCUCAGCAUCCUCCUCCUGCCUGGCUGGUUUUUUAAUUUGGAUGCAUAUUUUUUGUUAUUUCCGGUCCCAGAGGUUGAAUCCAGGGCCUCUCUCAUGCUAGACAAGUGCUCUGAACUACAUCCUCCCCUCCCUUACCUUCCUCCAUGCAGGCUGGGUUUGUUAAUGGCUCAAGGAGCCUCCUUUUCACUUCCCCUAGCGCUGCAAGGCUCCAGGGACAUCUGACCAAGGCUGUUGCCUAUAGUGGCCUGGGUGUCACUGUCACAUUGGCUUUCUGGAAGCAAGAUCAUGCAUUCCUGGUACAGCUGUGGGGAAGGAGGAAUAAUAUGCCAAAGGCAUACAGAAAAUCAGAAGGCUGAGGGAGGCCUGCUUCCCCUUUCUCUCAAAGCAGGGCAAACAACAGGUUUUUGGAUCAUGAUCCCCCAGUGGAUUCCAGGAUGGCGGCCCCUAGGAUUCGGAGGCUUCUCUCCUGCCUUUCAAGGUUAGAUAUGUUGUCCAGUCCCAGUGGAGAACUGAAGCACCCUGGGCAGAGAAGGAACUAUUAGGUGCACCUUGUAGUCAAGGGCAUAAGGCCUGUCGAAUGCAUUUUCAGGGAGAAGCUGACCCACCAUCUGCCAUGAACUGGCUGGGCCAAUACCCUCGGGGAAGAGCCUCGAAGCCUAGAACAAGAGAACAGGUGGUAUGCUGGGGCCCAGCAAGUCCGUGAGAGUAAGGAGGCCAGCCAGGACUCUUGACACCACCGAGUGUCUCUGUCUUAGUCAGCCCCGCCCCCGAAGGGAGACCGAGCAAGCGAAGGAACGGGACUUUUCUAGCCAGACCCAGAAGCCCCUUGGAAAAGAUUCCUGCCUGCCUUGCGCGAUGACGCACUUCCUGUUUGAGGCUCCCGCUGUCCUCAUUGCUUCCGGCAGGCGGCGCGAGCGCCACGGCGGGCUGUGGCCCUAGAGCAUUGUGGGAAUCGCAAUCUUGGCCCCGCCCCUUCCUCUCUGUGGGUAAUGCCGUGAUGAUUUCCGGGGCCGCCCGGACACCAGAAGUGGGAGAUGUAGUUCUUUUGGGCAGGGGACCCGCGGUACGGGGGCAGUAGAGGACUCAGCUUCCCAGAGGGCCGUGCGUGUGUGGGCGGGGAGCGCGGCCCAAAUGUUUUGGGAUCCGGAACCCGCGGCCCCCAAGGUGCCGGUUUAGAGGAGCGGCAUCCGGAACUGGCUAACGCCGGCCUGGAGAACUGGAUCCCCCGAUAGUACAGCGUCUGCCGCUGCGCCCUGCAGUCGCCCGGAGGCGCCCUGGGCAAAUCCGCCGCCAGCCCUGAAUAGGCACGGGGGCCGCCAUUACCUUUCCUCGCGAGCGCUCUCGCACUAUGAGGCAGCGUGCCGGGCCUGGUGUCCGGCGUGUGUACCGCACUAGCCGACCGCGCGAUUAGCGCUUUGUAUCCUUGCUCGCUGCUAGGUGCAACUAGCCCCAUGCAGACCACCUGGUUGUGCUACGCCUCCCUGGAGACCGUUGUCAGCGUCAAGUAAGAUCCCACGCAGCAAGCAGCUCCUGGGCCUGAGAACACACCCUUGCCACCGAGGACCUUCGUGAGUGCUCUCACGCCCAGCUAGCCAGGGCUCCACUGUGCACCAGAGGCACGCAGCACACCAGGCAAACUGUUGGUGUGGUGUGGUCUGAGAAAACAUGGCUAAGGCAGGAUCAGGCGAGCCCUGCCCUGGUUUGGAGGCUGAGCAAGUGACAGAGUAUGACGCCCUGCCUUCUGACUCCAUCUCUCUUAGUGACUCAGACUCGAAUCUCAGCUGGCCAGGUGAUGCUGAGGUGGAAUCACUGUCACCAGAGGUACAGCCUGGGGAGACCCAGGAGGACCCAGAGCCGGAAGAGCCCCCUUCUCACUCCAGUGGCACUCCCACCACUGCAGUACAGCCCUUCUUGCUUCGAGGCAUGAGCUCUACCUUCUCUCAGCGAAGCCACAGCAUCUUUGAUUGUCUGGAAGGGGCAGCCAGGCGGGUGCCAGCCCCUGCAGUUCAAACCAACAUGAGUGACAAUGGUAACUUCAAGUGCCCCCUGUCCCCCUCCAACCAGCCUCCAGCAGGGACUCUAGGUAGGGCCCAUAGGAGACCUGAUCCCCCAAGGGUAGCCCCUGUUCCUGACUAUGUGGCACACCCAGAGCGCUGGACCAAAUACAGCCUGGAGGAUGUGGCUGAGGCCAGCGAGCAAAGCAAUCAGGCCGCUGCCCUGGCCUUCCUGGGCUCCCGGAGCCCCAAAGUUCUCACUGACUGUACACUGUCCUUCAACCAGGAUCCCUCCAGCUGUGGUGAAGGGAGAGUAGUCUUUACCAAGCCAGUCCGGGCCAGUGAGACCAGACCUGAAAGGAAAAGGGUCCUGACAAAAGGGGACUCAAGUGAGGGCCCUGUAGAGCUGACCCACUUGGCAGGGCUUGGAAGCCCAGAGGCUGAGGAAUGGAGCACUCCCCAGGGCUUGCAUGAGGCGAUGCCUUCAGGGGCUGUCUACACUGGGUCCUCACCAGGUUCCCCAGGGGCAGAGACAGUUGGCUUCCAUGUCAGCAAGAAGCGAAGCCGGGAGCAUUUGCGGAAUAGGGGCAGUGCCCUUGAGGAGCUGGGGUCUGAGAAGGAACACCCAGCCUGACCACCCUACCAGGCUGCAGGCAGAGCUGGCCAGAGUCACUGCCACUGGGAGGGCAGGGGCAGCUCCUUUGGAAGGAAGCCAGCGGGCUGCCUGUUGGAGGCAUCAGCAGCUCUGCACAUCCACCUCCAGAGCGGAGACCUUUCCUGUACUUGGGGAGGAGUCAGACUGGGCAGGGACAUCAGAAGCCCUGGAUCCCUAAUGUCCAUCGUGGGGAAAUAAAAGAUUUAGGGUCUUUUUCCA